AUGAGCAUGGCCUAUCAUGAUCUCCAAGUCCACACAACAAGUUUGAGAGCUACUUUAUCUCAAGGCUCUCUAGUUUGGAAGCAAUUAGAGCUUCCUGGUCACUCUGCAGAGGAGAAAGCACACCUUGCAUCUCAGCUGACACAAGUGCAGGAGAAAUUAGAUUCACUGCUGGAGCAAACAGGCACUCUGGCAUCACAAGUACUUGAUCGAUUCAACUCAAUCCGAUCAGUAAUGCUAUUCUUCAUACCCGCAACCAGCUUAGUUUUCAUGUUGUCAUUUUGGAAAUUGGCUCAAAAGUACAAAUCGAAGGGCACAUCAAAAGCCGAAUUGUCCGAUUCUGGGCAAGCACAAAGCAGCUCUCAAGACAUCUCUGCACGAUCGCAUAUCAGCCGGACUAGCCAGACACUGUUUCAAACCCUGCGAUCAGAUCCCCAAUUUCUACGAUUGACAAUAAGAGCUUCUGCUACUUUCCUCGGAAUGCUUAUCGCCCUUUUCUUCUGGCUUUUGGCUUUAUUCAAGUCGAAUGAUAUGUUGAUCGAUCCCUAUUGGCACGGGGUGGCAACGUGGCUACCAACAGUCUCUGGCUCCUGGACUGCGAUCCCAGUAGUAUGGCAAUCUAUGAGCCAUCCAGCCCAGCACUACCCGCCGCCCACCCUCCCCGACUCCAAGAGCGCCGCCUCCGACUCCUUGCUCUCCAAAACCAGCUCGUCCUUCCGCCACAGGAAUUUCCACACCGCAUUCGGGCCCCUCUCUGUAAAUAACUUCCUGCGCAAAGACUGGAUCAAGUACUAUGUCUUCCUCGUCCUCCUGCUCAUCGCCAUCGCCGUCGUCGCCAUUUACCACCACCAGAUUGUCAUCGCCCUGCACCCGUUUGUCCUCUCGAUGCGCAACCUCAAAAUCAACGGCGUCGAGGUGGGCUGGCUGAUCCCGGUCGCCGUGCUCUUCAUCAUCUCCUUCCCGCCUCUCUUCGGCCACGAGAUCGUCAUCAUCCUGUGCGGACUCGUGUGGGGUUUGUGGCUGGGCUUUGCGAUCGUCUGUCUCGGCACCCUGCUGGGCGAGCUGGCCAACUAA
Messenger RNA from Puccinia triticina, 1071 nucleotides. RefSeq lists its product as uncharacterized. The transcript is spliced from 8 exons. NCBI's taxonomy places the organism in Eukaryota, Fungi, Basidiomycota, Pucciniomycetes, Pucciniales, Pucciniaceae. Bases 1 to 1071 code for a protein of 356 amino acids. The record is from RefSeq and is a predicted model, not a curated record.